GUUUCACAGAGGGUUUCAAAGCAGUAAGGACUUAUUUUGAAAGAAAACUUUUGAGGCAUUUGGAACCACAGAAAGUUUUACUCAAUGGCUCUGCAGGACCUGUGCAGUUUUGCUGACAUCUUUCAAGAAGGCGUAUCUACUGUUAGAAAUUUAACAUCAGCUGUGAAAGAAGAAACUUCUAGCUAUGUAACUGGUACGGCCUUUAGAAGUUCAACCAGCCUGUUCCAUUUCUAUGUACCAGUAGCAGAUUAUCUGGAUGAAAACCCAAUACAGUUUGGACAAAUCAGCAAAAUGCAGAGAUCAAGUGGGAUCCUAUCCCAUGAAUCGCUCUCGUCACCCUCCUCCUUGCCUGCAAGUCUUCCUUUUACCUCCUCCAGGUCCGUACCUCUUCCCUUCCCCAUGGCCCAUGGGACAACCACCCUAGCUUUCAUGUUUCAGGGGGGCGUCCUGGCUGCGGCAGACACACGCUCCAGCUGCUCCGGCCUCGUGGCGUGUCCAGCCUCCCAGAAGAUCCUGCCCAUUCACAGCCACCUGGUGGGCACCACCUCAGGAACGUCGGCCGACUGUGCUCUUUGGAAACGCAUUCUUUCAAGAGAGCUGCGGCUGUACCAGCUUCGCCACGGACGCCGGUUAAGCACCAGGGGUGCGGCCAAACUGCUUUCUCACAUGCUGCACCCUUUUAAGGGGACUGAACUCUGCGUGGCAGCAACACUGUGUGGGUGGGAUGGAGGCGAGCUGGAUGAUGGAUGUCAUGACCCAAAAGACUCAGAGACUGAUCAGAGUGAAGGCGGAGAAACUACAAAGACUGACCUGGAAAUGGCUGUAGGUGCCCCCAAUGAAAAGGUUUCUCUGUCAAAGACUCAAAGCCCUUCAAACACCAAGCUACAAUGUUACAAGAAAAAAAAAAGCUUCUCUGGACCAAGCCUGUUUUAUGUAUACAGUGAUGGAACUCGCCUAGAGGGAUCACUCUUCUCUGUGGGCUCAGGAUCACCCUACGCCUACUCCAUCUUGGACCAAGGUGUUCGCUGGGGUCUGACAGUGGAAGAGGCUACAUCAAUAGCAAGAGAGGCUGUGUACAGAGCCACCCACAGGGAUGCAUACUCCGGGAACUUUGUGGACAUCUAUCACGUCACCUCAAAAGGGUGGACUCGCAGGACGCGUGAAGACUUGAAGGAGGAGUAUUACAGAGAAAAGGAGAGGAGAAGACUUGAGAGCGAAAGACGACGCAUGAUCUCGUCAGAGUAAAGCAGACAAAGGGAAACGUCUGGAGGAAAGAAAAGCAAACAUCAGGGCGUAGUUCGCAGAGACAAGGCUGCAUCUUUGGAGCAAAUACUAAAUUAAUGAACACGACAGGCAGUUGCAUCCUCCAGGCUAUCUCUCAAAAGAUAGGGGCAUGCAUAUCAUCCCAUUUAAUAAACAGCUGAUGUUUUGUUUGCACUGUGAUAAAAAGUGCUCUAACAGCAUCAAGGCACUGCUGGCUGCCAUUUUGAUGUAGAUGUUAAAUGAUUACAAAUCAUUUCAUCUGAGAUAAUUACCACCUACCCCUUAAUGUGCUUUAAUCACAUAAACAAGAACGAUAGGAGACAAUGAGUAGUGUGAGGAUUUCAAAGUUGAAGCUCAUGAUGUAUUCUUGUGUGUGGGGAAACACAUUAACUGCAGCAAUAAAGGAGCAGCAGCUGAAAUCUGAUUUGUGCCCACUGUCAGAACACUUCUGAAUUUUCUCUGACGCGUCAAUAAAUUAAUGAAUAAAUGAGAUUUGGCUGAACUUGCCUGUUCAUUUUGUGAGAAAGCUGUGCUCAUAAAUAGAACUUAUUAUUCAAAUGACAAUGACUCUGCAGAAGGAUGGUGAGAGGAAGGGAGCAGUUAAUCUCAGCCUAAAGCCACACCUUUCUGAAUCUUUGUAAAAUAGUGGCAUGGAAGUUACUACAUGGGAGGUUUUUAAUAGCAUGCUUAAAUAUGUGUUUUCUCAAGAAUGUGUGAUAAGCUGAUAUGUGGAAUUAUGACAUAUGGUGUGUGGCAGAGAUUUAAAUGGCUACAUAUAUGUAUGUGUGCAGUCAGUGUGUCUAUAUGCUAUUAACGGUAUAAAAUAAAUCAGACACAAUGAUCUCUGGCGGCAACAUCAGCAGAGAUAUGCCCUCUAACCAAUCUCUGGUUGGAUCUGAGAGACUAAAUAGGGAAGGAAUCUCUUAUUCAACCAUCUGAUCUAAGAUCUCCAUCUUUGGAAGACAGAAUUAGUGUGGAAAAAGAGAAGAGUGUUUUUCAAAAGAGCUCUUGUUUGUUGAUUUUUAUUUUCUGUGUCUGAUUUUGUCUUUUGUGUGUGCA
Messenger RNA from Cyprinodon tularosa, 2322 nucleotides. RefSeq names its product proteasome subunit beta type-11-like. The coding region runs from base 85 to 1245 and encodes 386 amino acids. The transcript has a single exon. The record is from RefSeq and is a predicted model, not a curated record. Gene Ontology annotation, cellular component: proteasome core complex. NCBI's taxonomy places the organism in Eukaryota, Metazoa, Chordata, Actinopteri, Cyprinodontiformes, Cyprinodontidae.